Molecule: messenger RNA, 651 nt
Organism: Rotaria socialis
Lineage: Eukaryota; Metazoa; Rotifera; Eurotatoria; Philodinida; Philodinidae
Source: the annotation of a GenBank genome assembly
AUGGCCGAACAUGUUGAUGCUAAUCGGCUUAACAGCGAUCUUCGUUGUCGUUUCGAAUAUUUAUCGAAAUUUUUAAAUUUUACAUCGGACGAUAUUGCGAUGCUCAAUACAUUUGCACCUAUUGUUUUUCCUAUUAUACCUGUCAUUGCUGAUUCAAUUUAUAGAAAACUAUUCUCCUUCGAUAUAACGAAACAUUAUUUUGUUGUACGUAAUGAAGAUUUUGAAGGAUCUUCACCAAAAACUAAUUGUGGUCUUACAUUAGAAUCACCUCAAAUGGAACUAAGAAAAGAUAUGUUAAGUAUGUAUUUAAAACGUGUGUUAACACAACGUGAUUGGAAUGACACAUUUCUUCAAUUUUUAUCUCAUAUUGGAAAAAUACAUACAAAUCUAGCGGGUUCAGCGUCGAUCAAUGUUGAUUAUACUCAUAUUAAUGCAUUACUUGGCUAUUUAGAACAUUUACUAAUCGACGUUUUAUGUAAUGCAGACAAGGUCGAUGAGAAAAGUAAACGUGGAAUGUUAAUGGCAAUAAAUAAACUUUUUUGGAUACAGAAUGAUUUUUUUACAAUGCAUUAUCUUAUUUCAGUUAAUGAUAAAUCAAAAUCUGUUAAAACACCACCAUCGACAAAAAAACCAAAAUGUUGUUGGAUAUAA